This is a messenger RNA of Prorocentrum cordatum, 682 nucleotides long. Lineage: Eukaryota; Dinophyceae; Prorocentrales; Prorocentraceae. The record is from the annotation of a GenBank genome assembly.
CCAGGUCAUCGUGCCCUCCACCGAGUGCGAGAGCAGGGCCUGCCGCAUGCACAGCCGCUACAACUUCAGCGCGUCCGCCGAUUCAUACAAGGUGCAGAUGGACGGGCGGCGCGUCAGGGCGCCGCAGCACCGGAGACGGUCACCAUCCAGUUCGGAGCCGGGAAGGUGACCGGGGAGAUGGUCAGAGACUUGGUCUGCCUCGGGGGCCAGCAGGGCGCCGCGGGCGAGACGUGCGUGGGUGUGAACGCCGUGGCCGCGACCAAGCUGUCCCCGCAACCCGUUCGGCGUGUUCCCGUUCGACGGGAUCGUGGGCCUGGGGCUUCCGAUGCUCUCCCUCACCAGAGAGUUCAACCUGAUCUCUGCUCUCCAUGAAAGCGGGGAGAUCUGCAGGCGGCAGUUCGCCUUCUACGUCGCGGAGGGCGGCGAGGGCAGCGAGGCCGCCCUAGGAGGCGUGAACCCGGACCACCUGGACUCCCCCAUGCGCUGGGUCCGCGUCGUGGCCCCGGAGAAGGGCCACUGGCAGGUCGAGAUCCUCGGCUUCCACGUCGGCAACACGACUCUGGAGCUCUGCCGGCACGGCGGCUGCAGAGGCGUCCUGGACACUGGGACGUCCCACAUUGCCGUCCCCGCGCCCCACCAGGAGCGCUCCUUUUCCUGCUGUGGCAGCGUCACGGCGGACUGA